Messenger RNA from Anolis carolinensis (green anole), 3625 nucleotides. RefSeq names its product sirtuin 7 (gene sirt7). Gene Ontology annotation, molecular function: histone H3K18 deacetylase activity, NAD-dependent; NAD+ binding. Lineage: Eukaryota; Metazoa; Chordata; Lepidosauria; Squamata; Anolidae. The record is from RefSeq and is a predicted model, not a curated record. The transcript has 10 exons. Gene Ontology annotation, cellular component: nucleus; chromatin. Bases 64 to 1269 code for a protein of 401 amino acids.
AAGCGGAAGUAGCGGGAACAGCCGCCGAGGCCGGCUGGCUGGCACCCGGAAGCGCCCGAGUUGAUGGCGGCUGGUCGGAGUUUGAGCCGCUCCGAACGGAAAGCGGCGGCUCGGGCCGAGUUCCUCCGGCAGGAAGAACAGCGGGAGCGGCGGAGACAGGUGUCACAAAUUCUCCACAAGCCAGCUGCAGAGCGGAGUUCUGAAGAGACUCUCUUUCUAUCUGAGUGUCAAGAGAUCGUACGGGAUCUGGAGCGACUUCGCAAGAAACGUGAGCGACUGCAACACCGGCUGGAGGAAGUUUGUGAUGAACCUGAAGAGUUGAAAAGAAAAGUCAGCAAGCUCUCCCAAGUUGUGCGUGGAGCUAAACAUCUCAUUGUAUAUACAGGAGCAGGCAUCAGUACAGCAGCAUCAAUUCCUGACUACAGAGGCCCAAAUGGGGUGUGGACUAUGCUUAAAAAAGGAAGGAGUAUCAGGGCUACAGAUCUGAGUGAGGCAGAGCCUACACUCACCCACAUGAGCAUUGCCUGUUUGCACAAACACAAACUGGUGAAGCAUGUAGUGUCACAAAAUUGUGAUGGUCUCCACUUGCGCAGUGGGCUCCCACGGGAAGCCCUGUCCGAGCUCCAUGGAAACAUGUACAUGGAGGUUUGCACAUCCUGUACACCCAACCGUGAAUACGUGCGAGUGUUUGAUGUGACGGAGCGCACAGCUUUACAUAGGCACCAUACUGGCAGAGUAUGCCACAAAUGUGGGGAACAAUUAAGAGAUACCAUUGUACACUUUGGAGAGAAGGGAAUCUUGCAGCAGCCCUUGAACUGGAAGGCAGCCACAGAAGCUGCAAGCAAAGCUGAUGUGAUCCUUUGUUUGGGGUCUAGCCUGAAGGUUUUGAAAAAGUACCCUCACUUGUGGUGCAUGAACAAGCCACCCAGACACCGCCCUAAGCUCUACAUUGUAAAUCUCCAGUGGACACCAAAGGAUGACUUAGCUGCUCUGAAACUUCAUGGGAAAUGUGAUGAUGUGAUGAAGUUGCUGAUGGAAGAACUAGAACUUCCCAUCCCUUCAUAUGACAGGUCAAAGGAUCCCAUAUUCUCCUUGGCUGUCCCUCUGCGAUCUGAAGAAGAAAACAGCCAUAGCCGGAAGCCUGUGGCCCUAGCAGCAAGCGUCCAUGAAGCACCACUGGGAGAGCAGCAGGUGCCUGCCAACCCACUCUCGGGAGGCUGGUUUGGCAGAGGCUGUGCAAAAGGCACCAAAAGGAAAAAACUGUCUUGAUCAUGGACACUUUUUUUAACCUCGGGGACCAACUGAAGUUGCUAAAAUCAGGACAGGAAAUGACAUCUGCAUUGAAAUUGGCCAGAAUUGCUAGGCUAACUGGAAAAAACCACAGCUGCUAUUUUCAUAGAGGUUUUAUAUAAUUAGCCUUUAAACAAACAGAGGCCAAAGCUUAGUUUGGGUUCUGCUUUCUGAUUGAUAGGCUGGCAUUUGAUACUCAGGGCUGCCAAUUAAUAAUAAUUAUUAAAAAAUAUAGAGCAAUAAAAUGGUUGUGUGCUUUCUUCCUCCCCCAAAUACAUCCAUGUUGUUUUGAAGUUAAAGUACUGCGAGUAUCCCUCAUAAUCCCAUUCUUUGCAUUUAUUAUGGAAUUCAUGAUGCAUCUAAGCAGAAGUCUGUUCCUAAACUGAAGCUUGAAAUGGUAGAUCUGUGAGGGUUUUCCUUGUUGACACAAAGGGUAACGUAAUGCUAAGAUAAUGGGGUGGAAAUAACAGUAGGGAUUAUGGUACUCUGUUGACACAGGUGUUUCACGCUACCAUUUUGAGGUCAGCACAUUGCCUUAUCAGAUAAGCAACCUGCUCAGAUAACAUGCUUCGCCUAGUUGUUUAAAAAUAUUUUACUAAAAGUUAUGAAUACUUAACCUGCGAUUCCAAAAUCCUUCAAAAUUGUCCAAAAGGGUGACUGACAUGACUCCUUUACUGAUAGUUCGGAGUACACAAAUGCUGUUUCAUGCACAGCAUAUUUAUAAAAUGACUUUCAGACAAUGUGUGAAUAGUGUGUAUGAGAGAUCAAUAAUUUUGGAUUGGGACUUGGGUUUCAUAGCCAGGAAAUUUCAUAAGGCACAUACAGGCAAAUAGAGUAUUUUGGCUAUGGGAUAGUCAACCUGUAGCAUUGUAAAUAUUUAUUUUGAACUAGCUAUGCCCGGCCAUGCUUUGCUGUGGCUUAUGGGAAUCCUUUGUUGACCAAGUGGAAUAGCAGUGAAUAGCCUUGCAGCCUCAAAGCCUGGCCAUUUUCUUCUUAUGGGAAUCCUUGUUUGGUGAGCUGGAAUACAGUCAAAUUGGCUUGCCACUUGGAAGGCUGUGUUCUAGGGGAAUGGUUUUCUGGCUGCUAGAAUUGGAAUGAAUAGCCUCGCUACUUCAAAGCCUGGCUGCUUGCUACCUAGCGGAAUCUUUGGUUGGUCAGCUUCAAUAGUACAGAGUAGUAUCGCUGCUUCAAAGCCUGGCCACCUUCUACCAAGGUUAAUCGUUUGUUGGUCUGGUUGAAUUGCAAUGAAUAGCCUUGCAGCUUCAAUGCCUGGCUACGUUAUGCCUAGGGGAAUCCUUGUUUGGUGAGCUGGAAUAGCACGCUCAAUCAAAGCUGCUUUGAAGCCUGGCUACUUCCUUUGUAGGGGAAUCUUUGUUUGGCCAGCUUGAAUUGCAUUGAAUACUCUUGCAGCUUAAAAGCCUGGCCGCUUUCUAUAUAGGGCAUCCUUGCUAAGCCAGUGUGAUGACUCAUGGGCCAUGUAGUCCCGUUCCUAGCGCUGUUGUGACAGAUGAAGAGGAAAACUUGGGUUUUCCACCAUUUCAGCCAGAAUUGGAACUUUCCCAGCCUGAAUUGGAGCCCUUGCACCUGCAAGAGGUUUGCCUUCCAGAAAUCUGCCAAACAAGCCCUGAGUCAGAAUCUCCCCCAUUUUCUCGCCGUAGUUAUUAUCAACAACAAAAAGGAGUUCAGCAGGCUAAUCGCAGAAGCCUGAGAAUCGCAGCCAGGCAUUCAGCUGAUUAAGACUGCUUCCAUGAGAAAUUCUAGGGAGUCAUGCAUCUGGACACAGAGAUUGACUUUCGGUUCUGAUUCCCCAGAGAAGUGUUCUUUGGUGGGAAAACGAGACCCUAUUUAGGUUCCUUGCCCCGAAGGAAUCUUGCGGAGUCAAUUCGUCAGCAACUGGAGUAGAUUGUGUGUGGACAGCGCUACUCCCGUUUCCAAGCCUUUGUUCCUGUUUCCAAGCCUUCGUUCACGUUUCCAACCUUGCCUUGCUUCCCGGACCUUGCCUUGCUUCCCGGACCUUGCCAAGUAUUUACCACGGAUCUUGUCCUUCUUCCUCGUUCCUUGUUGCCUUGUAUCAAGCCUUGUGUUCCAAGAAUCAAGAUUACUUCCUAGCAUCACAUCAAGUUCCUUGGAUUAAGAACCUUGUCAUCUCCCCUCACUUUGCUUGGCAAAGUGGGUGUUUCGGUUAUUGGAUUACAACUUUGGACCUUAAUAUUUCAUAUUGGACAUUGUUUCUUUGGACUAACUUUGACCUUUCCUGAAAGGUCUACUUCUGAACUAUUUCCUACACUUGCUUUUAUUAACUUUAUAUAUUUCUUUAAUAAAGAUAUUAGAUAGA